UAGAAAAACAAGACAGUUCACUGGAAAAAGAAAGAGACUUGGGAAAACGAAGAGAGUCCAGUGAGAGAACAACACUAGGGACAAAGAGAGAGGACGAAGAAGAAGCAGAUGAUGUCAGAAGCUCAUUUUGUCUGAACAAUACAGUCCUUUGGAAGUUUGGUUCUGCGAAUCAUUUCAUUUCCAUUUCUUGACAUCUCUGAUCUCUCUCUUUUCUUCAAGCAGUUCAGAAGAAAAGAAGAAGCAGCUAAAGACACACUUUUGCUUGCAGGAGGUAUUGACUAUAUCCAAAAGAGAGUAGUUUUAAAACCAUAAUACCAAGCAAUGCAGUCUCCAAAACCGAGGCCCAGAUCUUUGGAUGUGUCUCAGAAGAAAUCUCCUACAGCAACUACUAGAACUGCUCGUAAGCUCAAAACUGCAGAAACUGACCCUGUUCCAUCUCCCAACCCAAAAAUCAGGACACCAAAAGCUCAGAGCCCAAAAGUAGUUGCUGAUCGCCGUUCUCCAAGAACCCCUAUAAAUGAGAUUCAGAAGAAACGUACAGGGAGAACACCCGAAGUGGCAUCUUCUCAGAUAUCUCAGCUGCAAGAGGAGCUAAAGAAGGCAAAGGAAGAGCUAAAAGCUUCAGAAGCUUUGAAGAAAGAAGCUCAAGACAAAGCAGAUGAGACGAAGCAUCAGCUGAAGGAGAUCAACGCCUCUGAGGACUCAAGAAUCGAUGAGCUUCGAAAGCUCUCUCAGGAGCGAGACAAAACGUGGCAGUCCGAACUCGAAGCAAUGCAGAGACAGCACGCCAUGGAUUCCACCGCUCUAGCUUCUGCAAUGUGCGAAGUCCAGAAACUGAAAGCACAGCUGUCUGAAUCUGAAUCCAUUGAGAAACUCAACGAGACGCUGUCUCUUGUUGAGGAACUCAGAGGGGAACUGUAUGACGCAAAGGAAGGAGAAGCUAGAGCGCAUGAGAUUGUUUCAGCAACUGAAAAGCAGUUAGAGAUAGCUAACUUGACGCUUGAGAUGUUACGUUCAGAUGGUAUGAAGAUGUCUGAAGCUUGUAACGCACUUACAGCCGAGCUAGAGCAGUCCAAAUCCGAGGUAAAGUCACUAGAGAAGCUUUUGAGACAGCUCGAGGAAGAGGGAGAUGAAGACUCAUCAACAGUGGAAGAGCUCAAAGAAGAGAUAAACGCUGCAAGGCAUGAGAUUAACCAGUUGAAGUCUGCAGUGGAAGUCACUGAGAGAAGGUACCAAGAAGAGUAUGUCCAGAGCACGUUGCAGAUAAGAAGUGCUUAUGAAAGGGAGGCUGAGUUAGGGGAAGAACUGAAGAGAACCAAAGCUGAAAGAGAGGCUUUGCAUGAAAGGUUAAUGGACAAGGAAGCUAAGCUGAGGAUACUAGCCGAUGAAAACGAGUUGCUGAACUUAAAAAUCAAAGAAACAGAAGAACUAAACUUGGAGCGUGAGGUUACAGGAGAGCUCAAGAAGCUAGAAUCUGAUCUGGUGGAGCUGAGAGGGAAUCUGAUGGACAAGGAGAUGGAGCUGCAGAGUGUAACGUCUCAGAACGAGAAUCACAGGAGCGAGAUGGAGAAGGUGCAGAGAGAGAAGAACAAGGCCCUGGACGAGGCCUUAGAGAGGCUUGAGAGUCUGAAGGAGGAAGCUGAUAAGAGCGGGAAGAGAGCGGAGAACGCAACGGAACAGCUAGGGGCAGCACAAGUCAGUAAAACGGAGCUAGAAGCUGAACUAAGGAGACUCAAGGUUCAGUGUGAUCAAUGGAGGAAAGCUGCAGAAGCAGCAGCUACUAUGAUCUCCGAUGGUAACAAGAACGGUAAUGGGAAGUACGUGGAGAGAACAGGGUCGCUGGAGAGUCCGUUGAGGAGGAACAUGAACAUGUCUCCUUAUGUGGAUGAAACUAAUGAUGAUGAUUUGUCUUCGCCAAAGAAGAAGAAUGGGAGCAUGCUAAAGAAGUUUGGUGUGUUACUGAAGAAGAGCCAGAAGUGAUGACUGAUGUAAGGAAAAAAAAAACUACCAUUGUUGUCUUUGUUGUUGUUGUUGUUGCCAAACCUGUGUUACGAACUAUGUUAACUUCUUUUUUCUUAUUGACUAAGCUCAAAACUCUGAUCAGUGUUUA
Messenger RNA from Raphanus sativus (radish), 2110 nucleotides. RefSeq names its product interactor of constitutive active ROPs 2, chloroplastic. Bases 322 to 1980 code for a protein of 552 amino acids. Lineage: Eukaryota; Viridiplantae; Streptophyta; Magnoliopsida; Brassicales; Brassicaceae. The record is from RefSeq and is a predicted model, not a curated record. The transcript is spliced from 4 exons.